AUCCUAAGGUCCCAGAUCCCUCGAUCCUGUUCUUCUUUCCAUUCAAUUGACAUUGUCAUUCUUGACAUUGAUUCAGAGGCAAAGCCCUCCAAAGAGUCCGACAGCUUCUUAUCGUUCCCUCUCGUCGACGCUCCCCGCAACUCUUAUCAACAUGGCUAUCUACAGCUCCGUCCCGCCACCUGAGCAGCAACCGACUACGACUACUCCAACCCCUACUGCGACAAACCCUCCUCUGGCCGCUAUCCACGUUCAGUCGCCUCCGACACCAGUCAAGAAUUCUUCUAUUGAUAUUGAUGCUUGGACACUCUCGGCCCUUCAAUCUCUCAACGUCUCCCCUGUCGCACGUGGAACUGGUAUCCCUCUCACUAUCCCUAUCGAUGAAGCUGUCAAAGUUCAACCCAAGUCUCCCGAGCGCAAUGUCGACUUCGACGAGCGUGAGGCGCCCACAUCAAUUCCAAAGCGCCCUCUCUCUAGGAGGGACAGCCAGCGAAAGCGCGAUCUGGUUCUGAAGGGCAAGGAGGGUAGUCGCCAGCGUCGUCGCUGGGAGAAUGACCGUUUGAUGCACGUUCCCAACGUUCAGCCUCCUCUGCCUUCCGAUUACGAAGUCCACCCCACGCAUACUAUCCAUCGAGUGCCCUAUCAGCUUGCUCAAUUCUGGGAUCGUGGCGUGCGCCAGCGCGUCGAGGAUAAAACUGCUCGACUUCAAGCUGAGCGCAAGAAGCAACAGCUCAAGUCAGGUAGUGCCACGGGCCUUGGCGCCGGCGAGGUACCUCGCGACCUGCGUGAAGCCACCAAGCGUAGUCCUGUUGUGCGCAGUUGGGUGCGAUCUUUGGAGGAACCUUUGCGUCAAUACCUGGCCAGCCAGCAGGCUGUCGUUACACCCAGCGCUGAGGCUGCUGAGGAAGACAGUGAUAGUGCAGCCGAUCAAAUGGACUCAGAUGACGAGGAGAUCGUGUUUGUCGGUAGGAAUGGCGCAAUGCGGGAGCUGAGGGAGAAGAAGGCGACAUGGAAACAUGCACACCGUGAGGUGUCGCAGGAAACGGUCGACUCAGGCAUGCUGUUUGACUCUUUCGGCAACGAUGAGAGUGCCGCUUUCAAACGUUGGCUCACACAUACCAUCUCCGAUUACUACGGCAUCCAGUCUCGCUCCGUCAAUCUUACGAACCCAUCGCGCCGAGUUGUCUAUGUUGGUUUGAAGACUUCACAGGGUGUCUUGCCUCCGCGAACGCUACCACGCCCUAUGUGGGAAGUGUGCUGAAGGAGCAGGGGUAUCAGGCCCUCGGCCGGAAUCUCAGGCAAUAUUCUUAGAUGUAGAAACGUAGACGGUAAGCAUGAUCACGGGGCAAUAGAAACAAUCUCACUGAGCUCGGUGGGCAUAAGUCUGUUGUGCUGCGAUUUGAGACUUGGAAUUCUUCGGUGAGAUGAAAGCCUGAAGUGCUUACCUUAUAUAUAGCCAGUCAAAUGCUGAUACGUAAAGUAGACAUUGGCCAGCAUUGAACGAUAGGUAAGAGUAU
This is a messenger RNA of Fusarium graminearum PH-1, 1514 nucleotides long. RefSeq lists its product as uncharacterized. Lineage: Eukaryota; Fungi; Ascomycota; Sordariomycetes; Hypocreales; Nectriaceae. The coding region runs from base 152 to 1258 and encodes 368 amino acids. The record is from RefSeq and is a predicted model, not a curated record. Gene Ontology annotation, molecular function: nucleic acid binding. The transcript is spliced from 3 exons.